UCCCGCACCGGCCCGACGCCCCCGAGCUGCCCGACUUCUCCAUGCUCAAGAGGCUGGCCCGGGACCAGCUCAUCUACAUUCUGGAGCAGCUUCCUGGAAAAAAGGACUUGUUCAUCGAGGCAGAUCUCAUGAGCCCUCUGGAUCGAAUUGCCAACGUCUCUAUCCUGAAGCAACACGAAGUGGACAAGCUGUACAAGGUGGAGAACAAGCCGGCCCUCAGCUCCAGCGAGCAACUGUGCUUCUUGGUCAGGCCGCGCAUCCGGAACAUGCGGUUCAUCGCCGGUCUUGUCAAUGCCGACAAGUUGGCCGGCCGGGCUCGGAAGUACAAAGUGAUCUUCAGCCCGCAGAAGUUUUACGCCUGUGAGAUGGUGCUGGAGGAGGAGGGUGUCUAUGGAGACGUGAGCUGUGACGAGUGGGCCUUCUCCCUGCUGCCUCUGGAUGUGGACCUGCUCAGUAUGGAGCUCCCGGAAUUUUUCAGGGACUACUUCCUGGAGGGGGACCAGCGCUGGAUCAACACGGUGGCCCAGGCCCUGCACCUCCUCAGCACGCUCUAUGGGCCCUUCUCCAACUGCUACGGAAUCGGCAGGUGUGCCAAGAUGGCCCGUGACUUGUGGAGGAGACUGGAAGAGGAGGAGGAUGGUGAGACCAAGGGCCGCAGGCCAGAGAUUGGGCACGUGUUUCUCCUGGACAGAGACAUGGACUUUGUGACGGCGCUUUGCUCCCAGGUGGUCUACGAGGGCCUGGUGGAUGACACCUUCCGCAUCAAGUGUGGGAGUGUGGACUUCGGCCCGGAGGUCACCUCCUCUGACAAGAGCCUGAAGGUGCUGCUCAAUGCUGAGGACAAGGUGUUCAGUGAGAUUCGGAACGAGCACUUCUCCAACGUCUUCAGCUUCUUGAGCCAGAAGGCCCGGAACCUGCAGGCGCAGUAUGACCGCCGCAGGGGCAUGGACAUCAAGCAGAUGAAGAACUUCGUGUCCCAGGAGCUCAAGGGCCUGAAGCAGGAGCACCGCCUGCUGAGUCUCCAUAUCGGGGCCUGUGAGUCCAUCAUGAAGAGGAAAACCAAGCAGGACUUCCAGGAGCUCAUCAAGACGGAGCACGCACUGCUGGAGGGCUUCAGCAUCCGGGAAAGCACCAGCUACAUAGAAGAGCACAUAGACCGGCAGGUGUCGCCCGUGGAGAGCCUCCGCCUCAUGUGCCUCUUGUCCAUCACUGAGAACGGUUUGAUCCCCAAGGACUACCGGUCUCUGAAAACGCAGUACCUGCAGAGCUACGGCCCUGAGCACCUGCUGACCUUCUCCAAUCUGCGGCGAGCUGGGCUCCUGACAGAGCAGGCCCCGGGGGACACCCUCACGGCCAUGGAGAGUAAAGUGAGCAAGCUGGUGACGGACAAGGCGGCAGGAAAGAUCACUGACGCCUUCAGCUCUCUGGCCAAAAGGAGCAAUUUCCGUGCCAUUAGCAAGAAGCUGAACUUGAUCCCCCGUGUGGACGGCGAGUACGACCUCAGGGUGCCGCGGGACAUGGCCUACGUCUUCAGCGGCGCUUACGUGCCCCUCAGCUGCCGCGUCGUGGAGCAGGUCCUGGAGCGGCGGGGCUGGCAGGGCCUGGACGAGGUGGUGCGGCUGCUCAACUGCAGCGAGCUGGUGUUCACAGACCUUGUGACCAAGGAUGACAAGGCUUCCAGUGAGUCGCUGCGCCUCAUCUUGGUGGUGUUCCUGGGGGGCUGCACCUUCUCAGAGGUCUCGGCCCUCCGCUUCCUGGGCCGAGAGAAAGGGUACAAGUUCAUUUUCCUGACGACAGCUGUCACCAACAGCGCUCGCCUGAUGGAGGCGAUGAGUGAGGUGAAGGCCUGAUGCCCGGCUGGCGCUGGAGACCUCCUGGAAGUGUCCCCCAGGGACACAGGAGCUCGGCUCCCAGCUGCUAGCAGGCCAACCCGCUCCGAGUGGGGAGCACAGAACUCCUGGGAUUUGGAGAACAGAUCUGAGGAGACCCCCUCACUGCCUCAGACAUCUUUUAACCUAGGAGCGUGGCCUGUGCCCACGGGGUCCGCUGCACCCUGUCUGCACGGCAUUCAAUAAAGCCUCCCUCGGUGUUGGAUGUUUCCCUGUGGA
Condylura cristata (star-nosed mole) is the source of this 2108-nucleotide messenger RNA. RefSeq names its product vacuolar protein sorting 33 homolog B (yeast) (gene VPS33B). Gene Ontology annotation, biological process: vesicle-mediated transport; intracellular protein transport. Gene Ontology annotation, cellular component: lysosome; CORVET complex. Lineage: Eukaryota; Metazoa; Chordata; Mammalia; Eulipotyphla; Talpidae. The record is from RefSeq and is a predicted model, not a curated record. The coding region runs from base 42 to 1850 and encodes 602 amino acids. The transcript has 23 exons.